Messenger RNA from Thlaspi arvense, 466 nucleotides. The record is from the annotation of a GenBank genome assembly. Lineage: Eukaryota; Viridiplantae; Streptophyta; Magnoliopsida; Brassicales; Brassicaceae.
AAACAUGUAUCACCGAAAUCUAGCGCAAGUUAGCAAAUUGGCUUUCUCUUCCUCUGAAUUUUCCGCCUUGGACGCUUUAAAACCACCGCCAAACGCACUUUAUUUUCUCUAUUCUAUCAUUUUUCCUCCCCUCUCCUUCCGAUAUUCUUUCUCAGCGAUGGCGGAAUCGAAGACAAAGCUUGCAGAAAUCAGGGAAUGGAUCAUAGAUCACAAGCUUCGUACCGUUGGUAAUUCCUCUCCUUUUGUUCCUCUGUUCAUCCUCGAUCAAAUGGGUCGUUUUGGCUUCAUAAGAGAAUACACGAAUCGAGAGUUUCGUGAGACUAUUCGCGUCGGUCCAUCGCUACACGCUCAGGCGCUGACAUUAGCGGCUCUAGCUGGAGCAGCCGCAGUGGAGUACUAUGAUCACAAAACUGGAGCCACUGAUCGCUACCCGAAGUUUCUCAAGCCUGAGAACUUGAAUAAGGAC